AUGAGACACUCAAAUUAUUCCUUUCAUCAUUCACCCUACCAUUGGUCACAAUAUGGUGCAGGAAUACCCGUUUUUCGGGGUGGUGCUAUACAAAGAGGGUAUGGUCUUGGUGGAAUAUUUCGUGGAUUAUUACGAAGUGCUGCACCUGUUCUCAAGAAGGGAUUAAUCGACGUUGGAAAAAGAGCUGUGAAAACAAGUAUGGAAACACUAAGUGACAUAGCAAAUGGAGAGAGUGCUAAGGUGGCACUCAAAAGAAGAGCAAAACAAAAUCUAAAUGAAAUGGUUGCAACAGCUCUGCACAAUAAAAAACGAAAAGCAACAUCCAAUUCCCUCAUUCGCUCUCAGUCUGUGAAAGGUAUAGCUAAAACAAAUUCAAGUCAUCUUGAAUGCACCUUAUCUGAUACCGAUGUUUUCACACCUGCAUUUGUUCAAUCUGAUAUUGAACAUGGCUGUUUUGAAGAUAUUUUUCCGAUAACUAACCUUGAUGAUAAUGGUCCAGUUGAGUUUAGUAUUGACAAUGCAACGAAUAAGUUUUUGGAUUUAGUCAGCAGCACAUUGAAUGUUAAAUGUCGAGUUACUAAAGCAGAUGGAACAAAUCUUACAGCAACAGAUGGUGCUGUUGCACUAAUAAAUUAUCCUAUUUCAUCACUAUUCAGUCAAGUAGAUGUGAGUAUUGGAGGAAGUAUUAUUUCCUCUUCCACUAACACCUAUUCAUAUAGAGCUUUUAUCGAGACAUUGUUGAACUAUGGAGAAGAAGCUAAAAAGAGCCAAUUGACGAUGGGGUUGUUUGCAAAGGAUACUAGUGGACAUAUGGAUGCAAGCGAUGCAGCAGCUGGAGAUAAUGCUGGUUUAGUGAAAAGGCAGGGAUACACUGCACGGAGUAGAAUUGUUGAGCUUUCAGGAAGAUUACACUGUGAUAUAUUCAAUCAAGGUCGCCUGUUGCUCAAUGGUCUAUCUCUUAAAAUUACACUACAUAGAAAUAAGGAUGCUUUUUGUUUAAUGACUAAUGGAGAUAAUCCUGAUUUCAAAGUAAAAUUUGUGGAUGUGUCCCUUCGAUUACGAAAAUUACAACUCACUCCCAAGAAAUUUGAAAUGAUACAAACUAGUUUGGAGCGAACUCCAGCCUGCUAUCCAAUCAAUCGAGUACAAAUUAAAACGCACUCUUUGGCUGCUGGUUUAACAAGUUUGAAUUGGGACAAUGCUAUUCUCGGAAAACUACCCAAUCGUUUAUUCAUCGCAUUCACAGACAAUGAUGCUCAUACAGGUUCCUACGUGAAAAACCCUUUUAACUUCAAACAUUUCAAUGUUACAUCCAUUGGUGUUUAUGUCAAUGGGGAGUCACUACCAGCUAAUCCUAUGAAGUUAAAUUUCCCUGGCGGACAUUAUUUACAAGGCUAUCGAAGCCUUUUCACUGCAACUGGUAAAAUAAAUAGAGACGAAGGUUUGGACAUUAAUCGAGAAGAAUAUUCAGAUGGUUAUAGUUUAUUUGGCUUCGACCUGUCACCUUCUCUUUGUAACGGAGAACACUACGAACCUCAAAGACAAGGAAGUAUUCGAAUCGCAUUAGAGUUUGGAACUGCCCUACCUAAUACGAUUACAGUUUUCAUGUAUGCAGAUUUCGAAAACACAAUCCAUGUGAAUAAGGCGAGAAAUAUCUUGAAGGAUUUUUAA
Molecule: messenger RNA, 1671 nt
Organism: Hydractinia symbiolongicarpus
Lineage: Eukaryota; Metazoa; Cnidaria; Hydrozoa; Anthoathecata; Hydractiniidae
Exons: 2
Coding region: 1-1671 (556 amino acids)
Biological process (GO): deoxyribonucleotide biosynthetic process
Cellular component (GO): cytosol
Molecular function (GO): ribonucleoside-diphosphate reductase activity, thioredoxin disulfide as acceptor
Source: RefSeq, a predicted model, not a curated record